Lacerta agilis (Sand lizard) is the source of this 2114-nucleotide messenger RNA. It is a transcript of the gene P4HA2, whose product is annotated as prolyl 4-hydroxylase subunit alpha 2. NCBI's taxonomy places the organism in Eukaryota, Metazoa, Chordata, Lepidosauria, Squamata, Lacertidae. Bases 348 to 1961 code for a protein of 537 amino acids. The record is from RefSeq and is a predicted model, not a curated record. Gene Ontology annotation, cellular component: endoplasmic reticulum. Gene Ontology annotation, molecular function: iron ion binding; procollagen-proline 4-dioxygenase activity; protein binding. Gene Ontology annotation, biological process: peptidyl-proline hydroxylation to 4-hydroxy-L-proline. The transcript has 15 exons.
CCUUCCCUCCCUCCCCGCCCGCUGCUGCAGCCUGGAGGCGACGGCGCACCUGCAUGGCUCCCGCUUGACCCAGCAUGGCUUCUCGCGGGCCCCCGCGACGACGAAAGCCGAAGCCGCCGGCCGGUGACCCCGCUAGGCGAGGAGGCGAGACGCGGAUGGAAAAGCGGCUGGGGAUGACUUCAUCGCUGGGAAGAGCGGCGGCGGCGGCGGCAGGGGAGGUUUCCGCGCCGUAAUAAACUCCUGCCUAACUUGGUUUUCAGGCUCCCGAGGCAAGAAGUCCGACGGACGAGGCGGGCGCUGCCAACUUGUCGCCACAGCGGCUGCGGCAGACAUUUCAUUGAUUCAGAAUGACGCCGUGGAUGAUACCAUUACUGCUAACCUGCAUUAUUUGCACCAGCCUGACAAGAGCAGAAUUUUUCACUUCUAUAGGCCAGAUGACAGACCUCAUUUUUGCAGAAAAAGAUCUGGUACAGUCAUUAAAGGCAUAUAUUCAAGAAGAAGAAUCUAAGCUUGCUAAAAUCAAGAGUUGGGCUGAGAAGAUGGAAUCGCUAACUGUUAAAUCGACUUCGGAUCCAGAAGGUUAUCUUGCCCACCCAGUCAAUGCAUAUAAACUGGUGAAGCGUCUCAACACAGAAUGGCUGCAGCUGGAGAAUCUGGUUCUUGAGGACGCAACCAAAGGUUUUAUUGCAAAUCUCACAAUUCAUCGCCAGUUCUUCCCAAAUGAAGAAGAUGAGACGGGAGCUGCCAAGGCAUUAAUGCGUUUGCAGGACACCUACAAGCUUGACCCAGAAACAAUAUCAAAAGGAGCAUUUCCAGGAACAAAGUACAGAUCAGUCCUGACAGUGGACGACUGCUUUAGCAUGGGCAAAACAGCAUAUAAUGAAGUGGAUUAUUACCACACUGUGCUCUGGAUGCAGCAGGCGUUGAAAAAGCACGAUGAUGGUGAAGAGGCAGCCAUCACGAAGGCGGAGAUCCUGGAUUAUCUCAGCUAUGCCGUCUUCCAGCUUGGUGACAUACAAAGGGCUAUGGAGCUCACGAGGCGGUUGGUGUCUCUCGAUCCCAGUCACGAGAGGGCAGGCAGCAACAUGCGGUACUUUGAGAGGCUGCUGGAAAAAGAAAAAGAAGCCAAGACAAUCAAUGAGAGCUCAGAUACGAUAGAGCCAACAACGCAUGGUGGGAUAUAUGAAAGGCCCCAGGACUACCUGCCAGAGCGUGAAAUCUAUGAGGCUCUUUGCAGAGGAGAAGGUGUGAAAAUGACACCUCGAAGACAGAAGAGGUUGUUCUGUAGGUACCACAAUGGGAACCAAAAUCCCCACCUCCUUAUAGCACCUUUUAAAGAAGAAGAUGAAUGGGACAGCCCUCACAUUGUCAGGUACUAUGAUGUGUUAUCUGAUGAAGAAAUAGAGAAGAUUAAGGAGCUGGCUAAACCAAAAUUGGCAAGAGCUACUGUACGGGACCCCAAGACGGGCGUAUUAACUGUGGCAAACUACCGGGUGUCUAAAAGUUCAUGGCUGGAGGAAAACGAUGAUCUUGUUGUUGCCAAAGUGAAUCAUCGAAUGGAGCAGAUCACAGGAUUAACAGUGAAAACAGCUGAAUUAUUGCAGGUUGCUAAUUACGGCAUGGGAGGACAGUAUGAACCACACUUUGACUUCUCACGGAAAGAGGAACCUGAUGUUUUCAAGCAUUUAGGGACUGGGAAUCGUGUGGCCACUUUUUUAAGCUAUAUGAGUGAUGUAGAAGCUGGAGGUGCCACAGUUUUCCCAGACUUUGGAGCAGCAAUUUGGCCCAAGAAGGGGACUGCGGUAUUUUGGUAUAACCUCUUCAGAAGUGGAGAAGGUGAUUACCGGACACGGCAUGCAGCAUGUCCGGUGUUAGUAGGGUGCAAGUGGGUAUCAAACAAGUGGUUUCACGAAAGAGGAAAUGAGUUCUUAAGGCCAUGUGGGACAACAGAAGUCGACUGAAACCAUCCCGGGCAUUAGUCAGCUGGCUUCCCCAUCUCACCACAACUUUGUGCAUCGUCCAGUUCAUUUCUAAGAAAUGACUCCUACUCUACUAUGAAACACAAUGAUGGCACUAUUUAUUUAAAUAAAUAAAGGCAGUGGCUAUCGAUGGAA